AUGGCCCCCAUUCCAUCCGUCAACGUCGUUGAGCCCACCAAGGGUGGCGUCCGCUCCGGCAAGAAGCACUCGGACGUCGUCAUCAUCGGCUCGGGUCCCGCUGGCCACACCGCCGCCAUCUACCUGGCCCGUGCCAACCUCAACCCCGUCCUCUACGAGGGUAUGCUCGCCAACGGCUUCGCCCCCGGUGGCCAGCUCACCACCACCACCGACGUCGAGAACUUCCCCGGUUUCCCCGAGGGCGUUACUGGCCCCGAGAUGAUGGACAAGUUCCGUGCCCAGUCGGAGCGCUUUGGCACUGAGAUCAUCACCGAGACCAUUGCCAAGGUCGACUUCUCGCAGCGUCCCUUCAAGUACUGGACCGAGGGCGAGGAGGAGGACGCCGACUUUAUGACUGCCGACUCGAUCAUCAUCGCCACUGGUGCCUCUGCCAAGCGUCUCCACCUCCCCGGAGAGGAGACCUACUGGCAGUCGGGUAUCUCGGCCUGCGCUGUCUGCGACGGUGCCGUCCCCAUCUUCCGCAACAAGCCCCUCGCCGUUAUCGGCGGUGGUGACUCGGCUGCCGAGGAGGCCAUGUACCUCACCAAGUACGCUUCGCACGUCUACGUUCUUGUCCGCCGUGACGCCCUCCGUGCGUCCAAGAUCAUGGCCAAGCGUCUCCUCGCCCACCCCAAGGUCACUGUCCUCUGGAACACUGUCGCCACCGAGUGCCUCGGUGACGGCGACCUCCUCACUUCGCUCAACCUCCAGGACGUUACCACCAAGGAGGAGCGCAAGCUCGAGGUCAACGGCCUCUUCUACGCCAUUGGUCACGUUCCCGCCACUUCGCUCGUUGCUGGCCAGAUCGCGACCGACGAGGAUGGCUACAUCGUCACUGUCCCCGGCACCGCCCAGACCUCGGUGCACGGUGUCUUCGCCGCCGGUGACGUCCAGGACAAGCGUUACCGCCAGGCCAUCACCUCGGCCGGUUCGGGAUGCAUGGCUGCCCUCGAGGCCGAGCGUCUCCUCGCCGAGGAGGAGGAGGAUGCCGACGUUGCUGCCGCUGAGGCCAACGGCAACGGCGUUGCCACCAACGGCCACUAG
This is a messenger RNA of Apiotrichum porosum, 1083 nucleotides long. RefSeq names its product thioredoxin-disulfide reductase (gene TRR1). The transcript is spliced from 2 exons. The coding region runs from base 1 to 1083 and encodes 360 amino acids. Gene Ontology annotation, molecular function: thioredoxin-disulfide reductase (NADPH) activity. Gene Ontology annotation, biological process: removal of superoxide radicals. Gene Ontology annotation, cellular component: cytoplasm. NCBI's taxonomy places the organism in Eukaryota, Fungi, Basidiomycota, Tremellomycetes, Trichosporonales, Trichosporonaceae. The record is from RefSeq and is a predicted model, not a curated record.